AUGAAUCAAGAAGCGGCCGCCGUCGAAGGAUGGAUUGAUACACAAGAUUACACACAAAACGCUUCAUUUCGAAGUUUUGUCGACGAGCACACGCGCUUCAAAUCCCACAAUCUUGUAUUCAAAGCACGUGUCCCACAAAGCAUUCUUCGGUCGCUUGGAGGCUGGUCAGCGACGGUCCAACAAAUGUCACUAAAAAGUGGAACGAAGCAAUGGAUUCCCGCUCCGGUCACCAUGCUUCAACAACAUCGGACAUAUCAUGGAUUGUGCUUGCUGGAAGGCAACUCUUUCACUUGUGCAUACGACAAAAAUCACAUCUUUGCAGCUGGAGGUUUCAACGGAAGUACGAGGGUGCGAAGCGCCGAAGUGUCCAAAAUACAGGAGAAUCAAAUGAACACCAGAAGGAUGGGAGUCGGCACUGUGUCAAUGUCAAUGCUCGAAUUC
This is a messenger RNA of Mesorhabditis belari, 441 nucleotides long. Lineage: Eukaryota; Metazoa; Nematoda; Chromadorea; Rhabditida; Rhabditidae. The record is from the annotation of a GenBank genome assembly.